AUGAGUUCGACAUCUAAAAUAUCUCGUGAAGCAUUACACAAAUCUGUUGACGAACUAUUAUCCUAUUCUCAUAAUAAACGUAAACGCAAUUUUAUUGAAACAAUUGAAUUACAAAUAAUUUUAAAAAACUAUAACACUUUACGUGAAAAACGUUUUUGCGGUUCAAUUCGACUUCCAUAUACAAUUCGUCCUCGUCAUAAAAUUUGUCUCUAUGGUGAUGAAGAACAUUGUAAUGAAGCACGUACUAAUAAUAUACCCUGUAUGACUACGGAAGAUUUAAAACGUUUAAAUAAAGAUAAAAAAAAGAAACGUAACCUUGAGCAUCGUUAUCAUACAUUUUUAGCAUCCGAAACAAUAAUUCGUUUAAUACCACGUUUACUUGGACCAGGACUUGGUAAAGCAGGAAAAUUUCCAACUUUAAUUACACAUAAUGAAACAUUAGCUGGUAAAGUUCAACAAAUUAAAUCAACAUUACGUGUACAAUUAAAAAAACAUGCAAAUAUUAAUGUUGCUAUUGGACAUGUCAAUAUGACUAUUGAACAAGUAAUGAUUAAUACUAAUAUGUCAAUUAAUUUUAUUAUUCAAUUAUUACGAAAAAAAUGGGCAAAUAUUGAAAAAAUUUUUAUUAAAAGUACAAUGGGAAAAUGUCAUCGUCUUUAUUAA
Messenger RNA from Adineta steineri, 663 nucleotides. NCBI's taxonomy places the organism in Eukaryota, Metazoa, Rotifera, Eurotatoria, Adinetida, Adinetidae. The record is from the annotation of a GenBank genome assembly.